Messenger RNA from Corticium candelabrum, 5503 nucleotides. RefSeq lists its product as uncharacterized. Gene Ontology annotation, molecular function: protein binding. Bases 218 to 5053 code for a protein of 1611 amino acids. The transcript has 28 exons. Gene Ontology annotation, biological process: animal organ morphogenesis; tissue development. NCBI's taxonomy places the organism in Eukaryota, Metazoa, Porifera, Homoscleromorpha, Homosclerophorida, Plakinidae. The record is from RefSeq and is a predicted model, not a curated record.
UGUCGCGACGUCACGACUAGUUUGGCGGCAGCCAUAAUACAUAGUACUGUGACGCCGCAUUGCGUGGUGUACGUAUUACUUGUGAUGUCGUAAGUAAUGUACUAAGUAAUACUCUGCUGCAGUUUACCUCCCAUUACUCCAACUGUAACAUUGUUAGGUUAGGUGUAGUUUAGUUAGGUAGUGUAGGUUUUGGUGGCUGACAGAUGUGUGCUAAUUGAUGUUGGCUGCAGCUUGCAACUGCGAUGCGGCUGGAAGCACGAGCUCACUGUGCAGUUCAACGGGAUACUGUGAUUGUAAGACAAACGUCGAAGAUAAACAGUGCGAUCAGUGUCUUACUGGCUUCUUCAACUUACAAGCCACUAGUGUUGAUGGUUGUGAGGAUUGCGAGUGUGACUUGAAUGGGUCUGAUCCAUCCUUCAAUGGUGCCUGCAACAGCACUGGGUACUGUAACUGUAAACCGAAUGUUUUUGGGAAGAAAUGUGAUCAGUGUGAAGCGGGAUUUUAUUUAUUAGCGGGCUCAAACGGCUGCAUAGAGUGUGGAUGCAGUCUCUCUACUGCAAAGUCUUUGCAGUGUCAUAUGCAGACAGGACAGUGUCCUUGUAAAUCUGGUUUAACCGGUCGAACUUGUGGCAUCAUUGGAGACUUCCACUGGCUGCCUUUCUUAGAGGGUAUCAUCUAUGAAGCAGAGUCUGCUUGGCUUAGUGGAGGCGCCAUAGUUGAGAGACGAGUCAGUGAUCUCAGCAAGUUUACUGGAACGGGUGGAGUGAGAAUGAGUGGUGAUGGUAAUCGCAUUACAUUUCGUGUGACCGUUCCACAGAGAUCAAUUCAGUAUAGACUGAUUAUUCGUUAUGAGGCACCAAGUUCAUUUGACAGUGUCGUGUUGACAGCAGUGAGAACAGGUGAUGAGGCAAGUGUACUUACUGCUAAAAGCAUAUUACCAUCUGCACCUACAUUUGCUAAUCCUCACGAGAGACCAUUAAUGGGACAGCAGAUUGCUGGUUCUCAACUGAUUGUUAACUUUACUUACAAUCUUCAUGCUGGAGCUGGAAAUCCCAUCGACGGAUUUUUUGUUGAUUCGCUUUUACUUAUGCCAGUACACACGGAUCUUCCUGAGUUUCAGGCGUUAUCUUUUGGUGAUCAAUUAGUGUUUCCAUUCACUUGCUUUGAUGUGCGGAAAUCUGUACCACAGUCAUCUUCAGCAAGUCUCACAGAGUUUUGCAGAAAUAUCACUAUUCUAAUCAAUGCCGCUCUUUUCAAUGGAGCAUUGAAUUGUAGUUGUGACAAUAUAGGAACAUUGGGUUCUAGUCAAGAGUGUGAAAAGCUGGGUGGUCAGUGUACUUGUGCAUCAAACAUUGUCACUCGAACUUGCCCAGCGUGCGACUACACAUACUUUGGCUUUGACAGUGCUGGCUGUGAAGCCUGUGUGUGUAAUGUCAUUGGGUCAAACUCAGGUCAGUGCAAUGAGACUGGUUAUUGUGACUGCAAAGGAAAUGCAGGCGGUCAGAGGUGUGACAUCUGUAAAUCAACGUUCUUCAAUUUUUCCAGCAGCAAUUCAGAUGUCUGUGAAUAUUGUCUGUGCAAUGUUACUGGUUCUGAAACAUCAGCCGGUGGGAGCUGCAAUGCUACAACAGGACAGUGUACAUGUAAAGCCAAUGUGAAGGGGUUGAAAUGUGAUACUUGCAAGACAGGAUUCUUUAAUCUACAAGCAUCAGACGUUGAUGGAUGUGAACCUUGUAACUGCAAUGUUGAUGGAUCUACUGCAGCAUCUAUGGGUGCAUGUAAUGAUGGUGGUCAUUGUGAUUGUAAGGCAAACGUAGUUGGACUGAAGUGUGAUACUUGUCAACACGAGUUCUUUUUGACUGGUAAUAAUGUCGCUAAUGGCUGUCAACCAUGUGGUUGCUCCCUGUCAUCUGCAAUAUCACUGUCAUGUAACCAGUUAACAGGACAAUGUCCUUGUAAAUCUGGUUUGACUGGUCGUACUUGUGGCAUCAUCGAAGACUUGCAUUGGCUGCCUUUUUUGGAGGGUCUCAUCUAUGAAGCAGAGUCUGCUUGGCUUAGUGGAGGCGCCAUGGUUGAGAGACGAGUCAGUGAUCUCAGCAAGUUUACUGGAACGGGUGGAGUGAGAAUGAGUGGUGAUGGUAAUCGCAUUACAUUUCGUGUGACCGUUCCACAGAGAUCAAUUCAGUAUAGACUGAUUAUUCGUUAUGAGGCACCAAGUUCAUUUGACAGUGUCGUGUUGACAGCAGUGAGAUCAGGUGAUGGGGCAAGUGUACUUACUGCUGAAGACAUAUUACCAUCUGCACCCACAUUUGCUAAUCCUCACGAGAGACAAUUAAUGGGACAGCAGAUUGCUGGUUCUCAACUGAUUGUUAACUUUACUUACAAUCUUAAUGCUGGAGCUGGAAAUCCCAUCGAUGGAUUUUUUGUUGAUUCGCUUUUACUUAUGCCAGUACACACGGAUCUUCCUGAGUUUCAGGCGUUAUCUUUUGGUGAUCAAUUAGUGUUUCCAUUCACUUGCAAUGAUGUGCGGGAAUCUGUACCACAGUCAUCUUCAGCAAGUCUCACAGAGUUUUGCAGAAAUAUCACUAUUCUAAUCAAUGCCGCUCUUUUCAAUGGAGCAUUGAAUUGUAGUUGUGACAAUAUAGGAACAUUGGGUUCUAGUCAAGAGUGUGAAAAGCUGGGUGGUCAGUGUACUUGUGCAUCAAACAUUGUCACUCGAACUUGCCCAGCGUGCGACUACACAUACUUUGGCUUUGACAGUGCUGGCUGUGAAGCCUGUGUGUGUAAUGUCAUUGGGUCAAACUCAGGUCAGUGCAAUGAGACUGGUUAUUGUGACUGCAAAGGAAAUGCAGGCGGUCAGAGGUGUGACAUCUGUAAAUCAACGUUCUUCAAUUUUUCCAGCAGCAAUUCAGAUGUCUGUGAAGCCUGUAUGUGUAAUGUUAUUGGGUCAAACUCAUCUCAGUGCAAUGAGACUGGUUAUUGCGACUGCAAAGGAAAUGUGGGCGGUCAGAGGUGUGAUGUCUGUAAAUCACAGUUUUUCAAUUUUACCAGCAGCAAUUCAGAUAUCUGUGAAGGUCCUCCACAGAAAUGUAAUGUAGUUUCAACCCAAAGUUAUGAUGGUCAGAGUAUGAAUGUUGCAGUUAGCUGUCCAGAAAAUGGAAAUUCUCCUAUAACUGCAUACCGGAUAGAAUAUCGGUUGGAUGGCAAUGGUAUGACAUGGAAGUCAAGAGAGUUUGAUGCUACUAUUCUUCAACCCUUUGUUAUUGAUGGUCUUGAACCAUUUGAAUCAUACAAUUUUAGAGCAACAGCUAGGAACAAAUAUGGUUAUGAAGCUGGAGAGUUAUCAUUUAAUAAUGUUGUUACAAAUACUACCGCUGAAGACUAUCCUGGUCCUCCCAGUAUAGUCAGUUCAUCACAAAAUGCUUCUCGCUGGCUUGUUGUGUCUUGGUCACUACCUGACCAACCAAAAGGUGAUCCCAAAUACUAUUUUGUGUACUACCAACGAGUUGGUCUUCGUCAAAUGCGAGACACCAAACGAUUGAAUGUAACUGGCACAUCGGUCAAUUUAACCAUGCUCAGUCCAUUUACUUGGUACAGUGUUGAAGUGGCAGCAGUGAAUGUUCGUUCUCAUGAUGGUAAGGCAUUGGAGGGGCAAAGGAGCGUUGCGAGGAACUUCGGCACAGAUGAAGAUGCUCCUACAACUGCACCACGUGACGUGACAUUUACUACUGAUCCACCACAUACAGUUAAUGUGAGUUGGAGGGAACCCACCACACCAAAUGGAAUUGUUCGAUAUUACAUUGUUGAAUACAUGCUAGCAGACGAAAGUGGAACUAAAACGGUUUUAAAUCGAGUAAAAGGGCUUAGCCAGGUGAUUAGCAACUUGCUAGAAUCGACAUAUUAUGAUGUCACAGUUCAAGCCUACACCAUUGGAGUUGGACCAGCAGCAUCAAUAAGAGUAGCAGCACAUGCAAUGACACCAACUCCACCUCAGCAUGUGAGAAAUUCAAGUGUGAUGUCAAGUUUGGUUACUAUUCAGUGGGAUUCUCCUGUUAACUCAAAUGGCAUCCUUCUCUUUUAUACAGUUUACUAUAGCACUGAUGCUUUACAAUAUGACUCGUCUCCUGACAUUUUCAUUAGUCGAACUACAUACACGUUGAUGAAUCUUAGUCCAUACACAACGUACUUCAUUUACAUGUCAGUUACAAACAAUGCCAACUUUAACUCAGAAAGUUUGCCUAGCAACGUUAUUCAAGUGCAAACUCUUUGGUCUCCUCCUCUUAAACCAGAUAAACCAUUAACUGGUGACACAAGACCAUCAGCAACAACUAUAACAGUGGUGCCUCCAAGUGUUGAUGAUUCCAAUGGUCCAAUAAAGUAUGUUGAUUUUGUUGUGCACGAGGAUGUGACUGGAUCUGUUGGUGAUGAGGCAGCUAAUAUACCACCUGUUAUUAAACCAUAUGACAAGAGUAGGAUCUGGUAUGUGGCAGCUCGAUAUGAAUAUGAUCAGUACAAGAAGAACAUAGGCGGACGUCAGUUUAUAAUUGGAAAUGGUUCAGUGGUGUCUGCUGGAGGUAUAGAGUACACAAAUGGACCACUACAGCCAGGACAGUCAUAUCUGGUUUAUAUCCGCGUCAUUGGGAUUGGAGAUGAUGGGAUGCAGGAGUUCUCAUCAGUCAGUAAGGCUACAAGGUACACAACUGCGUCUGCAGAGAAUGAGUCAGAGAAUGAGUCAUCAUCUGGAGGAUCAUCAAAUUCUGUCUUGAUCAUUGCAGUUGCUGUUACACUAAGUGUCAUCAUUCUUGUGCUAAUCAUUGUAGUUUUUGCUUUGCUGAGGAAGAACAGGUGCGCUAUAUAUAGAAAUGAGAUGAAAUCAGAGACUGGCACAUAUGAUAGCGUCAUUACCAAUGAAGCAACAUCUGGAACAAGUGAACGUUUGGAGGCAAGCAAUGCGAUAAUGACAUUUAAUAGCUUAUAUGCUGCUACAGGUGCAGACAGUGGUGCUGAAUCAACUGCAUACGAAGAGGUUGGAAUCACUGCAGUGGCUGCCUAGAUGUUGUUCAGCUUGUACUCAAAUUUUAUGAUUUUAUGGUGACUAAGUUGCCCUUGUGGUCUUGUCAGAGUUUCUAAACAUGAGGUUGCCAUGGUAUGUAUAGUGUUAGAGCUAGAAAAUUAGAAUACAUGUACUAUAAUUAGCUAUAUUGUAUACAUGCAAAGAUGAGAAACUUUGUGGUUCUUUCAUUUUUGAGUUUGCAGACUAGAAAAAAAGGUGUAUUCAACAAAACAAUAAUAAUCUCAUAAUAGAAAAGAAACAAACAAUUUUUGCAAGUCAAAAGUUCAGAAUGGUGUAUACUAAUUAACAUGUCAGGUAGGUACACUAUUAUCUGACUUUCUCUAUAUGUGAAGAUCUAUUUACUGCAAAUCAAUGCUAAUUCGCUUUUUCAAAAGUGGCAGCUAGUAGAGUGACGGAACUAGAAAAAGAGUGAACUUGCAUUCAGUAGAC